GUUGCUUUGCUAAGCAGAGUGGCAAAUGUAGAAGCUCGCGGAAUUCGCGUUAGGUCGGAUCGACUACCUCUAUGCCCAACACGGUGUUGCAAUGGAAUACUGUCACUGUGCGUGUGACCCGUUUCUUGUUGUUUUUCCGGAAGCCUUGGCUCGCUUGUUCCCCCGCGGUGUGUGUCUAUGCUCGGGAAUCCUGGCUCGAUUUGUGCCUGUCACAUAUAUUGCGUAACUAUAUCGCGGCAGAGCGUCAACACUGCGCACUGUGGUUAAACGCCGCGACCUUUUGAUUCAGUGAAGUGGACUGUCGCUGGCUCGCAUUCCCUUUGUGAGCCCUUGUGGAGAUUUCCGGAUGCCAUCCGCUAGUAGUGGCCUCAGUAGCUAUCACCCUGAGACCAAAAUGAGACUCCUGAAUGAUGUGGGUAGUGCGGUUGAUGUUGAUGAAGGCAUACCUUUGAAGCGGUACUUCAGGUCUGGCAAAGAGAUGGUGCGAAUGGCUGAAGUUUACCACAAAGAAGGAAAUCUUGAGAGGGCCUAUAUACUUUACACCAAAUAUAUCACACUGUUUGUAGAAAAGAUGUAUAAGCAUCCUGCUAUGAAGAUGGGGCCUGUGCCUGAGUGGUUCCAAACAAAGAAGAAAUUAGACGAAGUUUUUCCCAUUGCGGAAAAAUUGAAAGCUGAACUCCUAGAAAAGUACACCCAAGAGUACAAGAUUCUACUAAAAAACAAGGAAAGGCAAGAUGCAGAAGAAGCGCUCCAGGAAGAGCGUAGAAAGAAGGAGCAGUUGGAGCAGCUUAUGUAUGAGCAGCAGAAGCUGUUUGCCCUGCAUCAGCGACAGCAGCAGGCAAAAAUGGUGCAGCCUGAGAGGCCAGAGACUCCACCGCCUCCUGCUGGUGGUAUAUCACCUUCUGGUGUUUAUCCAAUGCUGCUGGACCUGGAGAAUGGUGUCCCGAGCACUCCUCGGCCCAAGACGCCACCUUUUCCAACACUGAGCGACCUUGAAGUUCCAGACAUUCCUCCUAGGGCUUCGAAGCCCUCUGCUCCUCCCUUGACACCUGUGGAUAUGGUAAGAAAGGCAAUUCAGGCAAUUCCAGCUGUGGAUCGGAGCACAAAGCCUUUGCCAUUGCUUGGCACAGAUGUCUACUUUCUUGGCACCCAAGGGCUACGACCUGUUGUUAUGCCAGGAAGCCUUAUGUCCAAGUUUCUUCACUUGGCUCGAAAAAACACUGAGAAGGAGAUUGAGACAUGUGGUGUCCUUGCUGGAAAGCUUUCAAGGAAUCAGCUGAAUAUCAGCCACCUCUUGGUACCAAAACAGUCUGGAACUGCCAAUACUUGCUUCACGGAAAGUGAAGAAGAAGUGCUCGAAUAUCAGGACCAGAUGGGCCUUGACACGAUCGGAUGGGUGCAUACCCACCCGACACAGACUGCUUUCAUGUCCAGUGUAGACCUUCACACCCACUGCAGUUACCAGCUCAUGUUACCUGAAGCUGUGUCAGUAGUCUGUUCACCAAAGUAUCAUGAGAACAAGAUCUUCAACUUGACUGUUGACCAUGGUUUGCGAAUUAUCUCUGCAUGCCGUUCUACCGGCUUCCAUCUACAUGCUGAGGAUCAAAUCCUGUAUGAGGAAAGUAGGCAUGUCAAGGUGGACGAGAAGGCAUCAGUUACAGUGGUGGAUCUGCGAGCAUAAAAAAUGAACAUUUGGGUGAACUGGAAGCAUGUAUUUGGUGUAAAGAAUGAGAACACACCAAACUGUACAUUUUUGUAUAUUUUCAGUCCCUGGAAAGGGGAAUUGGUUAGGACACUCAGUGUUUAGUUACUCUCUGUGCUAGUCAUAACUGCAUACUUUACUUUGUCCCCUUGUUGUGCCUGGACUGCAUUUUUACUGACUUCAACAUCAGUUGCACAUGAGAAGCUUUAUACAGAAGCUAUAGCCUAGGAAUUGACAGCAGUCUUAGGAGCUGCCAGUGAUAUUAACUCCUCUAAAGUGGUGCUGUAUUCUGUACUGAUCAUUUUCAGCGAUAUUCCAGCAUGUGCCAGUUGGUGGUAGGAGCAGCUGUGACAAUUGAAUAUUGUAAGCAUGCAUACCUCCCAUCAGCAUUGUUUUUGCAGUCAUGUACUUGAGGGCAUCGAAAAGGGGUUAAUGAAUCGAGCCCACUACCACAAGCUUAUUUCGGAAUUAGGUAGCGGUCACCUUAUUUGCGAACCAUAAUACCUAAUUUUCCAGCAUAUAAGUUGCACCCAGACUGGUAGGCAGGCUUUUGAUGAAAAAUUUUGUUAUGUAGGUUGAAUUUUUGUAUAAGAGACACAUCUCUACUUGGCUGGCACAAUGAGAUGUGGCUGCCCAUGCUUGUAUAAUGAAACCUGAUAAUUCAGAAUUGCUUCAUUCAAAUUGAUGGUUAAUUUGAACUGACUGUCAGGUCCAGUGGGAGCCAUAUGCACUGCAAUGGAGAAAAACACUUGGUUAUUCAAAUCCAUGUGUUUGCAAGAACGUACUUGGCCAUUUGCACCCAACGCUUUUUGCUGAAAUCUGGUGCCCAAAAGUAAAUCUCAAGUGGCGUCAGCACUACAUUGUGCCAUUGAAUGUUUUGGUGCACAUUGGCGGGUGUUCCGCAUGCCUAUAAUAGUGCCAGCCAAUGCAGUGGCAUUCUGGUAAAUGCUUUAGCAGGUUUUCUGUACCUCACGUGUAGCAGACAACAUGAAGCAGGUGGCGCUAGUUCUGCCCUUCAUGCAUAUGUGGUGCACUGAAAUUGGCUCCUGGUAUUGCCUGUACCUCGCGUGGUACACAGCACAAGCCGUGUACUCCACGUUAGCGCUGACAACGGACUACCCUGAACGUGGUAUGCUAUCAAAGCAAUCAAGUCUCCAAUGUGGGUGCCCCAGUGUGUACAGCUUUUGCACUGUUUCAGAAAUUGCUGGCAUUUUUUACAGUGUACAUGUUGUACACCAUUCCACCGUGCACCAGAUGUUGAAGCAGAGCCUGUAUAUAUGUUUUUGAAGGCUGUUGAAAGAAAUUCAGCAUAAGAGCAGCAUCACUUGUGCUCCUUCUUUAAAAGGUUCUUUCACCAAUUUUCUUGGUUAGUGGUGGUCGGACUCUCACUUUCAUACUGAUGCAAAGGGCCCUGUUCUUGUGCAACGGAGUUGCGGGGUGCAUACAUCGCUGAACGCCAAUAUAGCUCGUUGAGAUGCACAUGCUCUCGCGCGAGAACUUUGGUGCAUUUGAACGUUUAUAUGCUGUGGUGGAGGGCUUGGGAAGCACUGUCCUCCUCUUCUCCCACCACCAUCUCCCCCCGUGGUGGCUGAGGAAGAGAAGGAUGGCAGUCACCUUCUACACUGGUGCUCACACCACUGGAAACAACAAACAUAAAAUGAAUUGGCUAAUAUGUAUAGCCGCCUAUACUACUGCUACAUACUACUGCUACAGAUGUGUAGGUUAAUGGUUCAGUUCUUUACAAAAUUACACAAUAUUCUCACUGCAACUAAUAUUCGCCCCCAAGCAUGCUAUUCUCUUAAAUUGACAAUCAUCGUCAAUUGUUUCUGGACAAUUCUUAGUUGUACGUCUGAAAUCCAAGAAAAGAAAGUUGAUGCUGCAAACAUGUGAGAAAACUGACUUGUCACUUCAGCGGGAAAAGCUGAGACGUUACUGCUGCCCAUAGCUGGCCAGAGAGCUUUACUCCUUGCGAGGGGCUUGAUCAAAAUUGGAUGAAAGAAUACCGAUAUCCAGUUUUUGCCUAGGGCCAGAAGUUCCUGCAUGUCUUUAGUGGCUUUGUAGGUUGCAGCUGUCAAGCUGCUGAAACACCAAGUUUUGUUUCCUUGGCUGCACCAUGCUGUGACAGCCAACAGAUUCUCCCACAAUGAUGUCACAAAGGGGCAGACCAACCACAUAUGAUGAGGGUGCCAAUAAGACCACCCGCGACUGAGUGGCACAUUUUUCGAUAAAUUACAUCUUUCUGAGCAGAUCUGACUAUAGUUUGAUAUAUGAGUCAUGCAGACCAGAAACUAAAAGAAUGUACUCUAAACUCAACUUUUCAAGAAAGUGCUGCAGCUUUCCUUUAAUUGACAGCACAACACUAAUGCACUUUCAAACUACUUUUGUUUUGGAAGGACAUUGCCUUGGAAACGCUUUUGCAGAAAAUUAUCUGAAACGUUUCAUGUCAACGUGUCAUGUCAACUAAGAGCCAUAAGUCAAUCACUUUUUAUUGCUUGUGUGGCUUCCCCUUCGCUUCUGCAAUUCCUACACACUCAAAGCAGCUUUCUUCUGGCAAGGGAAAUGAUCCACUCAGCGAUGAGUCACUGGCAGACAGGCAGUGUGUUAAGGCUCAUUCACUCUGCUGACUUGAGGAGGUCGCGCGACCAUUUCCAACUGGCUACCAAAAAGCAAGGCAAGGCAACCGAUGCUCGCAAUUGCAUUGCCAUGUAAAAUAAGUAUCAGCAUAUACAGACAUCCUGUUACUGCGCAUCUGAUUGGUUCAGCAGUUUUGUGACUGCGGUUGUGCGAUUGAAAAAUUGAGCAGUGAGCGGCUGGCCCAAAGUAGUCGCUUUUCAAGAAACCUGACCAUUUGCGACUGGUCACUUUGCGACCGUCACGCGACCGCUCUCAGUCGCCGGUGUGAAUGAGCGUUUAUGCUGCCAUUCUGCUUUUAUUAUGUCUCCUUGUAUGCAUCCAGUUAUGGCCAAUUUUAGGGGCACAAAUCGCCUGGCAUGCCUCACUUUUCUAAAAUACCACAUGGCUGUUCUUUAGUUGCUUUCUGCUUUGCAUUGCUUGCUGUUUGUGAGCUGGCACUGAUUAGUUUUGGCCACAAAAGAAAUCUGGCUCGUUCAGCUGAUGAAAUGUUGUCUUGCACAUAGCAUGGAAAGCAAACAUCAAGUGUUCCAAGGUUUCAGAUAAACAGAGAAUGACACGUGGUCUUUUAAGCCGAAUUGUAGUUUUCCUCCCACCUGUGGAGAAGCAAUAUUUUGAUGCGGGCAUUUACAAAAGCUUUGACUGAUCACUGGGCAGGUUUAUUUACUAUGUUCUAAAAGUUUUGCAUGAUCCCUUUCAGGUUGUCAUUGCUUUCUCACUGAUUGUAUGCUCAAAGCGUGUGGUCUCAUUUUGCUGAGAGUAGGUAAAGUGCUGCGCAUGAACAACACGGGUUGCUCUUCAUUUUGCAGAUGUGCGAAAUGAAAGUCUCUCUCUAUCAGUUUCAGUAGACUCCGAUUAGUGUGGGAGUUGUAAAUGCACCAGGAACUGACUAUGCCUAGAAACCACAAAGCUUAUGUUCUAUUAUUAUUUUUUUCUUUUAGCUCUUUAUCUGAGUAUACAAAAGACACUUUAGUGCUGUGGAUAUCUAUGCUACACAGGUAUGUUUGAUGCUUCAUUAUCUUAGAGGCCUCAAAGAAGUAAUGGCAAGAAUGUGUGAACAUACUUGCGUGUAGCAGCAUGUUUAUCAUAUGGUGUACGGGCAGCUGGUUGUUGCCCCACAGUCAGCAGUAAUACUUCUAGUACUUGUGUUCAUGCUCAAACCAGACUUGAGCAGGACUUUGAUGACAACAAAAAAACACUGUAAAGUACUGCUCUCAUAUCGCUGAAAGUGAUUGUUUCAGAGUAUGGCCUGUGUUUAGUGAUCUUUUUAGCUUCCGUUUAAGGAAAGUUAAUAACACCUGUGAAAAUAUUGUCUGCAUCUCAUGAGAGCUUUUAUGAAGUGAGUAUUAAAUAUUUCACAUUGUUCAAUUUUUGUGAAACUAUUUUUUGAUGUUGUACAAUAAUGAGAAGUAAGGCACCACUUGUGCAAUGAGGUUGGCAACCAGCAAUGUUAACAAUAAACUGCCCGUUUUCAAGGCCAUGUUUCUAUGCCUUUAUGCCACCUUUGGUACGAGCAGAGUUGUGCUGCACAUGUGUAUUUCAAGGUUGCAUGAAAUAAAAUCUUGACAAGUUCACUUUGUGAAACUGUUAUAAAUGGCUUGAGAGUAAGGGAACUUGGAGACCAAGAGCACAGAGGAUUUUAAUUCCUUGGAAAUAUAUUUUAUUCAUGUGAAAAUACUCACUGAGCACCGAGUUUAUAUAUGCCAGUCUUGUGCUGUGUUUAAUUUAUGGUGUGAAGACUCCAUUGGGAGUAAGUACAUUGGCAUAAAUGCUAGUAUUCUGUAUUAGGUAUUUAGUACAGAACUGCUAGCAGCCUGAACAUUCUUGUGUCUUAUACAUAGUGCAAUUACUGCUUUUGUUGAGUAGCACAUAAGGCAGCAUUCGUCUUUUGAAUCUUCUUUUUACAUCAUCCUUAUUUACUGGCACGACAUAAAUGGACAUAGUUGGAGGCUCUUGUAAGGUACCAGAAUGGAGCAAAAUGUUUGUUUGUGGGUGGGUGUAUGCUUGAGUGAGUGUGAGUGAGUGAAUUUAUAGGUGAUAUUUUUUAUGAGGAAGAUGGGCUGAGGGAAGAGAUGUCUCUCAAAGAUGAGGCAUUUUUAUGUGAUGGUCUGUCGUGUAUUCUUGGACAAGUUUGUUCAAAAAGGAUGUGGUUGGCUCUUGGAGUAUAUUUUAAUUAUGUGCAGUUACCUUUCCCUGAAAAAUGCUUUGUGUAUUCUGCAACUAAGGAACAAGUUACUGAUAGGAAGACUGGGCUUGCUGCUUUUUGGAAAAC
Molecule: messenger RNA, 6605 nt
Organism: Dermacentor silvarum
Lineage: Eukaryota; Metazoa; Arthropoda; Arachnida; Ixodida; Ixodidae
Product: STAM-binding protein
Exons: 10
Coding region: 347-1681 (444 amino acids)
Biological process (GO): protein K63-linked deubiquitination
Cellular component (GO): endosome; membrane
Molecular function (GO): K63-linked deubiquitinase activity; metal-dependent deubiquitinase activity; protein binding
Source: RefSeq, a predicted model, not a curated record